AAAUUUUUCCUCCACCCACAUCGCCACUUCUACUUAUAUAUGUCUCUCCUCACUCUUGAAUCCACACAGCAACGGUUUCUGAAAACACAUUUCCUACUCAAGAAUUUCUUAGAAUCCAAUUCCAUGGCAAGUUCAAUUCUCAUUUCCUCAAUCAGCUUAGCCUUACUCAUGACAAUUGUAAUUCUUUCUCCUCGAGUCGAGGCUAGAGCUUUCUUUGUGUUUGGAGAUUCACUAGUUGACCAUGGCAACAACAAUUACUUAGUCACCACUGCACGAGCAGACACUCCACCUUACGGCAUUGAUUUUCCGACUCAUUUACCCACCGGCCGGUUCUCCAAUGGCCUUAAUAUCCCUGACUUUAUCAGUCAAGCACUUGGCUCGGAGCUCCUGUUGCCAUACUUGAGUCCAGAGCUUACUGGAAAGAAGCUACUUGUUGGUGCCAAUUUUGCUUCUGCUGGAAUUGGAAUCCUCAAUGACACUGGAAUUCAGUUUGUAAAUAUACUUAGAAUGUUUCAACAAUUUGAGUUCUUCCAAGAAUACCAGCAGCGAGUGGCUAUUCACAUUGGAGCUGAACAGACCAAGAAACUUGUUAAUGAGGCUCUUGUACUUAUCACAGUUGGUGGGAAUGAUUUUGUUAACAAUUAUUUCUUGGUGCCUAACUCCUUAAGGUCUCAGCAGUAUUCGCUGCCAGAUUAUGUGAAGUUUCUCAUCUCUGAGUACAGAAAACUUCUUCAGACACUAUAUGAUCUUGGAGCACGGAGGGUUCUUGUAACUGGCACAGGUCCAUUGGGUUGUGUCCCUGCAGAAUUGGCCUUGAGGGGCGAAAAUGGGCAAUGCUCAGAUGAGCUGCAACAGGCUGCAAAUUUGUACAAUCCUCAGCUUACUGAAAUGAUCAAAGAACUCAACAAUCAAUAUGGUUCAGACAUCUUCAUUGCAGCAAAUACAGGCCGAAUGAAUGCUGACUUUCUCAGUAAUCCUCAAGCAUUUGGAUUUACCAAUUCAAAGGAAGCUUGUUGUGGGCAAGGGCCUUAUAACGGUCUAGGACUAUGCACAUCCUUAUCAAACUUGUGCUCUAACAGGGAUGAAUAUGUGUUUUGGGAUCCAUUCCAUCCAUCAGAGAGGGUAAACGGAUACCUUGCUCAACAAAUCCUGAAUGGCUCCACCCAAUACAUGAACCCCAUGAACCUUAGCACCAUUUUGGCCUUGGACUCCAAGACCUAAAGAAUUGCAUUUUCUUCAAAAAUAUUUGUUCCUUUAAGUUUAAUAGUACAUGUUUAAUGUAGUGGUUGAUUUUCUGAGGAUAUUCAUGCGUUGAAUUGUCUUAGAACCCAAUUGUCGAAUGUGAUGUCUUUAAUUAAUCAGUUUGUAUAA
Molecule: messenger RNA, 1371 nt
Organism: Hevea brasiliensis (rubber tree)
Lineage: Eukaryota; Viridiplantae; Streptophyta; Magnoliopsida; Malpighiales; Euphorbiaceae
Product: GDSL esterase/lipase At5g33370-like
Exons: 4
Coding region: 40-1221 (393 amino acids)
Molecular function (GO): hydrolase activity, acting on ester bonds
Source: RefSeq, a predicted model, not a curated record